Molecule: messenger RNA, 903 nt
Organism: Trematosphaeria pertusa
Lineage: Eukaryota; Fungi; Ascomycota; Dothideomycetes; Pleosporales; Trematosphaeriaceae
Product: Aldo/keto reductase
Exons: 2
Cellular component (GO): cytosol
Molecular function (GO): aldose reductase (NADPH) activity
Source: RefSeq, a predicted model, not a curated record
GGAAUUUCGCAACCGCUUAUUGGCUUCGGCACAUGGAAUUUAAAAGAAUCGCCUGAAAAUACUACUAGGGCAGUCGCGAUUGCGAUUGAAACAGGCUACAGACAAAUUGAUUGCGCAGCUGCGUAUGGCAAUGAGAAAGCAGUUGGAAAGGGGAUCGCGGAUGGAUUGAAGAAGGCCGGGCUGAGCAGAGACGAAAUAUGGGUCACGAGUAAGCUAUGGAAUGACCAUCACGACCCGGACCGCGUAGAAGCAGGACUAAACCAAUCCCUCGAGGACCUCGGACUUGACUACUUUGACUUAUAUCUUAUGCACUGGCCCGUGGGCAAAGGCCCAGACGAUGGAAAGUAUCACUGGGACUACGUCAAAACCUGGCACGCCAUGUCUGCCCUUCUCAAAACCGGGCGCGUCCGCAACAUCGGCGUGUCGAAUUUCGCUCCCUCGCAGAUGAAGAAGUUGAUCAAGCACAGCAAAGUCAAGCCCGCCGUGCACCAGAUGGAACUCCACCCCUACCUGCCGCAGGCGAAAUGGAUCCGCGCGCAUCAAGCAGCCGGCAUUGCAGUCACUGCUUACUCGCCCUUGGGAAACAUGAAUCCGACGUACGGCGACCGCUCGCGCCGCUCCCCGACGACGCAGUCUAAAGCUCCAUUGCUCCUCGAAAAUGAAACCGUGGAGGACAUCGCGGAGAAGCGGAACUGUACGCCUGCGCAGGUUGCCCUCGCUUGGGGCAUGAGCAGAGGCACGAGUGUCAUUCCGAAGAGCAAGCAUGCGAAGUAUAUUGAAGAGAAUCUUGGGGCGAAGACGUGUUUGUUGGAAAAGGACGAUUUUGCUAGGAUUACGAAGUUGGGCGAGGAGCCGAUUAGGUUUAAUAAUCCCGGGGGUGGAUGGGGAGUGCAUUUGUUCGAG